This is a messenger RNA of Gadus morhua (Atlantic cod), 946 nucleotides long. It is a transcript of the gene cryba1l2, whose product is annotated as crystallin, beta A1, like 2. Gene Ontology annotation, molecular function: structural constituent of eye lens. Bases 109 to 735 code for a protein of 208 amino acids. NCBI's taxonomy places the organism in Eukaryota, Metazoa, Chordata, Actinopteri, Gadiformes, Gadidae. The record is from RefSeq and is a predicted model, not a curated record. Gene Ontology annotation, biological process: visual perception; lens development in camera-type eye. The transcript is spliced from 6 exons.
GGACGCGCGCACCGAGCGGGGACGCCGGUAUAAAACGGGCCGCGCCAGAUUAUCACGCAAGUCUGUAAAAAGGAUUGAAGGACAGCAGCGGGCGAAGAGCAUCCAGACAUGAAUAGAGCCACUAAGACCCACAUGACCUCCCCCAUGUUCUUCCCCAACAUGGGUAUGGCCCCCUUCUUUAAGGUGACCGUGUUCGAGCAGGAGCACUUCCAGGGCCGCUGCCAGGAGUUCACCUCCGAGUGCUGCAACAUCCAGGACUGUGGACUGGACAACAUCCGCUCCAUCAGGGUGGAGAGCGGAGCCUGGGUGGGCUACGAGCACCACGACUUCCAGGGCCAGCAGUUCAUCCUGGAGAGGGGAGAGUACCCCCACUGGGACGCCUACAGCGGCUCCCUGGCCUACCACGUGGAGCGCCUCAUGUCCCUGCGCCCCAUCUACUGCGCUUCCCACCAGAGCAGCCGUAUGACCAUCUACGAGAUGGAGAACUUCCUGGGCCGCAGCGUGGAGAUGUGUGAUGACUACCCCUCCCUGCAGGCCAUGGGCUGGAUGAAGCCCGAGGUGGGAUCCAUGCACGUCCAGUGUGGAGCCUUCGUGUGCUACCAGUUCCCCGGCUACAGGGGCCAGCAGUACAUCAUGGAGUGCGAGAGGCACAGCGGCGACUUCCAGCACUGGAAGAACUGGGGCUCCCACUGCCAGACCCCCCAGAUCCAGUCCAUCAGGCGCAUCCACCACUAGGGCCGGACGGGGCGGACAGUGGGAGCCCAGGGGGGACAGGGCGGCCCGGGGAAGGGGGCCCGGCCUGGGCUUGAGUGGCAGGCUGGCUCCCCUGAUGGAAGCUGACGUGGAGAGGAGUGAUGAUUCAACGUGACGGCAGCGCCGUGUUCCGAGACCGAUUCCUGUUACUGACCUGAACGAGUGAUACUGCAAUAAAACUCAGAAAAGAAAA